This is a messenger RNA of Dictyostelium discoideum AX4, 1464 nucleotides long. RefSeq lists its product as hypothetical. Lineage: Eukaryota; Evosea; Eumycetozoa; Dictyosteliales; Dictyosteliaceae. The coding region runs from base 1 to 1464 and encodes 487 amino acids. The transcript is spliced from 2 exons. The record is from RefSeq and is a predicted model, not a curated record.
AUGUAUAGUGGUAUUGGUUUUAAUGAAUUAGGAAAUUAUGGAUCUUGUUUAGCCUUACCUUCAAAUACUACUCAAUAUUGUUUAUUUGAAGGUAAUUUUGAUUCAGUAACAUUUUAUAUUGGAGUUUGUUAUCCAAGUUCAAAUUAUUGUUCUCAAGAUGAUAUUAUUGGAUUAAUGACACAAUAUACAAUUUUAAAUGUCUUGCAACUUGAAAUGAGUUUUAAUGCAUCAAAUAAUUUACAUUGUUAUAAUAGUGAAUAUCAAACUGUUAAAAUUCAAAGUAAUGCUGGUACUUGGGUUUUAACUGGAAUUAGUGUUUUCUUCCUUUCAAACAUUUCCAUUGGUACUAUCAUUGAUUAUCUUUUAAUUUAUAAAUUAAAACAAUAUAGAAAAAAUUAUAAUUCACAACACUCUUUAUUAAAUCCAAAAAGUUAUUAUGAACCAAAUUUACUUAAUUUACAACAAAAACAACAACAAGAUGGUGAUGAAGAUUUUAAUCAAUUAGAAUUAACAAAUAACAAUGAAAGAAUUAAAGAUUUAACACCACCUUUUUAUGGAUUUAUUUUUGAUAAAUUUGAUAAAUCCAAUAAUGAUUAUGAAAAUAAUAAACUUGUUAAAUAUUUUCAAUGUUGGUCAUUAAUUAAAAAUUUCAAUUCUUUAAUUUAUGGUUCAAAUCCAAAAGGUUAUUUUCAAUCAUUAGAUGGUAUUAGAACAUUAGGUACAUGUUGGGUAAUUUUAGGUCAUACAAUUUUAUUUGCAACUGAUGGUUUUGGAAUUGAUAAUUUAGAAUCACUCGGAGGUGCUUUUAGUUCAUUUUCAUUCCAAGUUAUUUUUGCAGGUACUGAAGCUGAACUAGUUUCACCUCAUCCAACAAGUCAAUUAAUUACAAACAUUUAUCAAAAACCAUAUUAUAGAAUUGGUGCUUAUAUUGUUGGUAUUUUAAUUGCUUUUAUAUAUACUGAUUCCAAACUAUCUAAAAAAGUUAGAUACAUUUAUUACCUUCGUACAACAAGAUAUAUAUUAUAUUGUGUAUCAUUGUUUAUCACAUUCUUUUUAUCUUAUAUUUCUUUUGAUUUUUAUAAGAAUUCAAUUAAUUUUGUUGGAAAUUGGACAACAAUUCAAAAGUCAUUAUAUAAUGGUUUCUCUCAUACAACUUUUUCAAUUGGUGUUUCAAUUAUUAUUUUAGCAACAUUCUAUGGUUAUGGCGGUAUAGUCCAAUGGUUUUUAAAACUUGGAAUAUGGAAAUUCUUUUCAAAAUUAACCUACUCCUCUUAUUUAAUUCAUCCAUUGAUAAUUGAAUAUAGACUUUACUCAAUGACAAACUUUCUUCAUUACUCAACCAUUGAAUUUUCAAUUUUAUACAUUGGAAAUGUAGUUACAACAUUUGCCGCUGCAUUCGUUAUUCAUUUAUUAAUCGAAAAACCAUUUAUUAAUUUAGAAAGAUUAAUUUUCUCAUCAAAAUAA